AUGGCGUCCUCGACCACGGCAUCCCAGGAGGAGCUCAAGCAGAACAAGAUCCCUGUCGCGUGGAGGGAUCAAUGCUCUGCUCUGCUCAUUCCUCUGAAUGUCUGCCGGAAACAGAAGUACUAUCUGCCAUGGGAAUGUGAGAACGAGAGGCACUCGUAUGAGAAGUGUCAGUACGAGGACUACGUUCGCAGGAUGAAGGUGCUCUCGAAGCAGAAGGUGGCUGCGCUAGAGGCGGAGGAGUGA
Molecule: messenger RNA, 243 nt
Organism: Fomitopsis serialis
Lineage: Eukaryota; Fungi; Basidiomycota; Agaricomycetes; Polyporales; Fomitopsidaceae
Product: NADH-ubiquinone oxidoreductase B18 subunit-domain-containing protein
Exons: 4
Coding region: 1-243 (80 amino acids)
Cellular component (GO): mitochondrion
Source: RefSeq, a predicted model, not a curated record